CCCUAGUCUAGAAGAUGUUGCAAGGCUCACUCGGUUUCCUGUUACCCCCACCCCCUUGGCCACAGUACUGCUCCCGACCUCGCCAGCCGCGCCCUGUUGUUACGCUCCGUGCUUCCCAGGCGCCUCCCAACUGCCUCACAGAACGAGGCCGCACACUAGCGACGAAGAACAUCUCGGGCAUGCCACGCGAACAAGGUGACAUCCGGCGACCUCAUAUAUGCGCGCUUUUAUCAAUGGAGGUUGACGACGGGCCAUCCAACGCUCAAGCUCGCGACGUCGGGACCUGCUGAACACAUAUGGGCUGCAUAAACACGGAGAUUACGAUCAAGCCCAUGUCGUCC
Messenger RNA from Fomitopsis serialis, 341 nucleotides. RefSeq lists its product as uncharacterized. The transcript is spliced from 2 exons. The annotation marks the transcript as partial. The record is from RefSeq and is a predicted model, not a curated record. Lineage: Eukaryota; Fungi; Basidiomycota; Agaricomycetes; Polyporales; Fomitopsidaceae.